ACACGUUACACACGGUUCUUCUUUUGUCUUCUCCUCCUAUAUACACUCUCUUCUUCCAAUCCCUUCGAAACCCUGGUGAAUAGAUUUCUGCUCCUCCGGUAUGCUCCCUCUACCUGCAAAGAAGCUCUACCAAGAGCUGCGCCACCAAUCCAACCCUCAAAUUUUGUGAUGGUGGAAAGGAUGAGAGCCUAAUUAUCUGCAGGUCUUCCUGUCUCCAAAAUUGAAACACAGGUAAUGAAGAGCCUACAAGCCUGAGUUGUGGGUUCUGUCAUCUCUCUCCAUGCCUCUCUCUUCAUUUUUGAUAUGUUCUCUCGAUCUCAGGGCAGUCCACCAUCUGUGAGGGAUGCAAAAAUAAUCAUAGGAAGCUCCAGUUCCAUUCAUUCCUCAAGAUGGAUAUGAUAGGAUUCGGUGCGAGGGAUGAGUUCUUGAAGAGACUGGUGGAUGAUCUAUCACUGCUUAUUACUGAGGCUGAAGAUGUGACAAUAGAGAAGGAGAGCUUUCGGAGAUUCUCGAAAUAUGUAGAUCAUCUGAGGGCUCUUCUCCAAGAUCUCCGAGCCAAGAGGGUCUACGACAAGCCCGAGUGGGCAGCCUCAAGUUCUGUGCUACAGAAAUUGCAUUCUGAAGUCAGGAAAGCCCGGGAUAUCAUCAAGGCUUACAAUUCAGGGAGCCGGCUUCAGCUCCUCCUCAAGUGCAAGACCAUGCUGUCCCAGCUGAAGAAAUCAGCCGACGAGAUCGCCAGCAUCAUUCAGCAGCUCUCCUUGGCCAAACUCGAUUCGAUGCUACAAUUGAAAUCCAAGGCUGAUGAGAUCAUUCACGGCAUGUGGUCAGUCGAAUUCAAAUCGGCGGCAGCAACUGAGGCCAUAGUCUCUGAGAUUGAGGAAUCCAUUGCACAGAAUAGCAGGAGCCAAGACCAUACGAUGAGGCUUUUACAUCAGAUUGCAGAUGCUGUUGGUGCUGCACCAAAUGUCUCCCUUGUAAGAAGCGAAAUUGCGCUGCUGAAGCAGGAAAAGGAAGAGAUGGAAGCUCAAAAGCAGCACGCUGAAGCACUCCAGCUAUCACAGCUGAUACAUCUCUUGUACAGCUCGGAGAUGAUCACGAGCCCACCACCAGAAAGCCCCACCAUCAUGAGCCCACGGAACUACCUGAUCAAUUCCUUCACAUGCCCCCUCAGCUGCAAGCUCAUGGAAGACCCGGUCGCCAUUGUUUGUGGGCAUAGCUUUGAGAGGAACGCCAUUCUCGAAUACUUCCGAAUCGGAAUGAAGGUGUGCCCAACCUGCAAUAACGAGCUCUCUUCUCUGGAUGUAACCCAGAACAUCUCGCUGCGCAGUUCGAUUCAAGAAUGGAAGCAGAGAAAUGCCAAGCUCAGGCUACAGAGUGCAGUAUCCAGCUUAGACUCAGAUGAUCAUGAAGUGUUGAACGAAGCACUUGAGAUUCUACUCGCCGUAAUGGAGAACACCAGUUACAUAGCUGAAGUUUCACAACAUGGUAUUGCUGCAAGGCUGGUGGAUUUACUGAAAACUGGUGAAGUGAACACCAAGGCAGCUCUCAAGUGCAUCUGCCACCUUGCCCAUUAUUCUGAAGAAAACAAGAAAACAAUUGCUGCAAAAGGAGUCAUUCGUUGCAUCGUGAAGCAGUUCUGCAGAGGUGAGACUGAACCAGAAGGCCUUGUUAUCUUGUUGGAGCUCUCAGAAAAUGAAGUGUUCGCAGACAUGAUCGGAAAGACCAAGGACUCCAUCCCCUGCUUGGUCUCUCUGCUCCAAAAUUCCAAUCCUGACAUAUCUCAGAAAGCCCUGAAUGUUCUAGGUAACCUAUCCUGCAACAUCAAUUUUGUCAUCAAGAUGGCGGAAGCUGGGUACUUCGAACCCUUCCUUGCUUGCUUCCAACAAGGCAAUUCAGAGACGAGAGCUAACAUGGCCAAAGAACUGACAAGAAUGCAUCUAUGGGAAAGCACUGCAAGACACUUUGACAAUGAGCGGUUCAUCAGUGCGCUCACAAAGACAUUGUACUCAAGCUCUCAAGACUACAAGUUGAAAUGUCUCGGUUGCAUCAAAAAGCUCUUGGCCUUCCCCAGAUUGGUGAGAAAGUUUCUUUCAGACAGGAACACAAUCCCAGCACUGCAUGGCCUAAUACAGUCGACCAUUUCCAACCAGCAGUUGAAGCAGGAAGCCAUGGAGAUCCUCCUCUUGCUUGUGGAAGCCAGCGAGCCAAAUGACUACCAGACCAAUCCAAGUUUGGAAGAGCUUCACUCCCAGCACAACAUCAAUGUCUUCCUCCAACUUGCUUCCACUGCCAAUACCCAGAUAAAGGCUUCCUUCCUUCACCUGCUUCUGCUGAUGGCUCAGAAAUCAGAGAAUGCUCGGCUUCAGAUUCGAUCUGACCAAAGUGUGAUAGCCCAUCUCUUCUCCAUCCUUGAAGGAGAUUCCCGAAGAGAGGUGAGGGUGCAAGUGCUGAAGCUGACAUGCAGCAUUGCUGAAGGCCAUCCUGCUGGAGUUCAACUCCCCCCAUCACCCCUAAAAGAGACUGCGAUCGCUACUCUUCUGAACAUCUUCACCAGUUCUACCAACACUGAGGAGAGAUCUGCAGCCGCUGGAAUCAUUGGCCGGCUUCCAUCUGAUGACACCACCAUCAAUGAGAUGCUCUGCAAGUCAGAAACCCUGAAGGCCAUCCAUGAGGUGGUCUGUGCCAAUGACAGCAGGUACCAAGGGAUGAGCAGGGAAUCACCAUCACCGUUGGCUACUACAUCCAAUUGCCUAUUGGAGAACACCCUUGCAGUCCUGCUACGCUACACCGAGCCAAACAAGCCAGAGCUCCAGAGGCAAGUAUCCAAGCUCAAUGUCAGUCCAUCUCUCAUCCAUGUCCUCUCCACAGGCAGCUCUCUCGCCAAGCAGCGGGCGGCCAUAGCUCUAUACCAUCUCUCCCAAUCAAGCCAUCCAGACACUGCAACCACCACCGCUAUGGCGGACCAGGCACAAGGCUUCUUCCUAUUAUUCCAGUUCAGAAGGCUCCUCCAGCUCAAAUCAUGGUGUGGUUCCUCCACUGCAGCACUGCAUCAGAGCCUCUGCACUGUCCAUGGCUCUGCUUGCUCAUCUCGGCAUGCAUUAUGCCUUGUCGAGGCUGGUGCAGUGGGGCCACUGGUGCAGACAGUGGUGAGCGAGCUGGCGACCAGUGCCUCAGAAGCUGCACUAGUGGCACUUGAUACCUUGCUCAAGGAUGAUGCUUAUCUCUCGUCCGCAGCAGCAGUCAUAGUGGAGAACCAGGGCAUGACAGCAAUUCUAGAGGUGCUGGACAAAGGGCGUCUCUCCACCAAGGAGGUGGCUCUAGACCUCUUCUACAAGAUCUUGAGGCAUUCAGAAAUUGCGAGAGAGCAAUCUCUGCGGUCAAGAGGGAUCCUCAUCAGCCUCCUCAGAGUAGAUCAACUGAAGAAAAAAGCAGCUUUGGUUCUCAGCCAGAUGGAUGCCAUUCCACAUCAGUCUUCAUAUUUCUGAAGCUCCCUCACCCAAUCAUUUGACAUUAGAUUUUUCACAUUUAGAGAAGACAAGCAUUGCAUCUACCAAAGGGAUAGUUCAUUUUUGUACACAUGCUAUUGAAAGGAACACAAGAAUAAUUAGAAUAGCUUUAAGCUGAUAGCAGAGAUUCAUAAGUUUUUUUUUUUAAAUUAUUAAUUGAUUCAAUGUUGCUAGACAAAAUUCUAAUUUUAAAGAAGAUGGAGGGA
This is a messenger RNA of Elaeis guineensis (African oil palm), 3712 nucleotides long. RefSeq names its product U-box domain-containing protein 44. Gene Ontology annotation, biological process: cell surface receptor signaling pathway; protein ubiquitination. The record is from RefSeq and is a predicted model, not a curated record. Gene Ontology annotation, molecular function: protein binding; ubiquitin-protein transferase activity; zinc ion binding. Lineage: Eukaryota; Viridiplantae; Streptophyta; Magnoliopsida; Arecales; Arecaceae.